Protopolystoma xenopodis is the source of this 279-nucleotide messenger RNA. The record is from the annotation of a GenBank genome assembly. Lineage: Eukaryota; Metazoa; Platyhelminthes; Monogenea; Polystomatidea; Polystomatidae.
AUGCCAGAACACGUCGGUGUCUGGCCUCCCGCGUUGUCAGUCCAUCGUGCACGGGUUGCAUGGUCCGGGUCGCGCCGUUCAGGUCGCUACUUCUACAGCAUUUCGGGCCAGGCUGCCUCCAGCAUCAACAAGUACAGCCGAGCUGGACCCACUCUUGCCCGUCCGAUGCAGGUCGGUCGCAACCACAAUAAGUUGCUGGCCCAAUUGGCUUCGUCGCGCUGCCAUGCCCACCCACUACUUUUCCUCACUGUUCACACGGGGCUGCUGGGCUGCCUCUAG